AAUAUAAAAGGAAUGGAGGGAGGGAGGGAUGUUUUCCUUUUUCAGAAGUAUUGUCAGUAUUUGCAAGUCUCAAGUCUGUAAUCUGUACCAGCAGCAGAGUUGAAUGUUUGGUAGUUUUGGUACCGUUGCUGAGGCUGUUAUUUAUUCUGCAUAGUACUCGUAGCACACUAGUACCAGUGUCUUUCUUCAGUAAAUUCCAGCUGGUAUAUGUGUAUCCUAUACUGUAAAUACAGUCAAAAGUCAGCUCUUGUUUCCUGGGAUCUGAUCAGAGAUUAGCAGAUAUAAUGAGCCGUUAAACAACCUAGCAAAUGCCGUUAUAAUAACAGAACUACAGUAAUAUCCCCGUGGUCUCUCUCUGGAGGUGCAUAAAAGCGCUGGCAGACUUGCUGCACACCCUGACUGACCUGCCGUGCCCUGACCUCGCCGUUUUCUUCUCUGCCGAUCCUUUCCUUGCUUGCUGCAUCUCUGUCUCUCUGUCUCUCAAUGGCAGCCAUCACCAGCAAGGACAAGGAGGAGGGUCUCCAGCUGAAGCAAGGGGAGAGCAAGGUGUUCUCGAAGCUGUUCACCAGGGAGAGCUCCGCCGCGGCGCCGUCCUUCCGGGUGUACUACGGCGUCGCCUCGGCGGGCUCCGUGCCCUUCCUGUGGGAGUCGCAGCCGGGCACGCCCAAGAACGACGCCAUCUUCUCCACGGCCACCCUGCAGCCGCCGCUCACGCCGCCGCCGUCCUACUACACCGCCGCCAGGCAGAAGCAGGAGCAGGCCGCGCCGGCGCCGCACAGCCUGAGCCACCGCCACCGCCGCAACAGGUCGUCGUCGUCCUCCUCCUCCUCCUCCACCGCCACCGCGGCCACCGGCAAGAACAACAAGAAGCUGAUGUCGACCAAGCAUUACAUCAGCAUCUUCAGCGCCAUGCUGCCCAAGAUGAUCCUGCACAGGCGGUGGUCGUCCGCCAGGUCGGCGCCCUCGUCCGCCGCGUCGCCCUCCUCCUGCUCCUCCUCCUCGUGGUCGUCGUCGGCGUUCUCCUCCUCGGCGUCGUCGUCGCUGUCGCUGUCGUCGUUCCGCAGCACGCAGUCGCCCGCCACGUGCUCGUCGAUGCGGAGCCGGGUGUUCGCGUUCUCGGCCGCGGACGACGACGACGGCCAUGAGGCGGCGGCGCCGAUGAUGUGCUUCAGCGUGCGCCACGAGAGCUUCAGGGCGUUCAGGGGCGGCCGCGUCGCCAUGACGGUGAAGAGCGCCCUGGCGUCCGUCGGCGGCCAUGGGCAUGCUGCUGGUCCCAGUCCCACCGCUGCACAGAAGGUGUAGUGAUUUUCCGUUAUCCUCAUGCAUGGUCACGGUGCGCUGGCCAUGCAUGGUGUCGUCUGCUGCUCUGUUUUAACGGUGUGCCUUUUUGUGUGUCUCUUUCACGGAGUAAUGUUGAAAUCUAUCUCAAGAAGAGGAGCUCAUCAUCAAAGUGUUAUAUAUAUAUAUAUAGUGUGGUGAAUUAAGUCCGUAACCGUGUGUAAAUUAAUAAACAAUAAUGUAAUGAGCAAAUAGCACUUAGCAAGCAUCGGUAUGUGAUGCUAGAUCCCCCCUUGCAAAUCAUGUGUAAUCGUGUGGUAGUACUACAAAGUGUAUGGACUGCUUUUGCUUUCUGGAAA
Molecule: messenger RNA, 1637 nt
Organism: Sorghum bicolor (sorghum)
Lineage: Eukaryota; Viridiplantae; Streptophyta; Magnoliopsida; Poales; Poaceae
Product: vitellogenin
Exons: 1
Coding region: 484-1302 (272 amino acids)
Source: RefSeq, a predicted model, not a curated record